This is a messenger RNA of Penaeus chinensis, 3240 nucleotides long. RefSeq names its product calmodulin-lysine N-methyltransferase-like. The transcript has 4 exons. Gene Ontology annotation, cellular component: cytoplasm. Gene Ontology annotation, molecular function: calmodulin-lysine N-methyltransferase activity. The record is from RefSeq and is a predicted model, not a curated record. NCBI's taxonomy places the organism in Eukaryota, Metazoa, Arthropoda, Malacostraca, Decapoda, Penaeidae. Bases 1 to 405 code for a protein of 134 amino acids.
AUGCACAAACCAAGAUGUAUAAACACAUGCAAUGCUUUCACACAUUUGCCUUCACACAUAGUUCUGCGCUGGGGAGUCCAGGAAGAGGUGUCACCGCUUCGGGGAAAGUUCGAUAUUGCGAUGUGUGCUGAUUGCUUGUUCUUUGAUGAGGGAAGAGAGAGUCUCCUGUACAGCCUGCUUGCUGUACUGCGCCCGGGUGGAACAGCGCUUGUUGUUGCUCCAGCACGCAGUGGAACCUUCCAGAUGUUUGCCUCCAUGUGUAGACCACACUUCAGGGUUGUUGUGGUUGAAAAGUACGAUGGCAUCGUGGAUGAUCAUGUCCGAAAGUGUGCACAAGACCCACACUACAACGAUAACCUCCACUUUCCACUGCUGAUGAUACUGAAGAAGCUGGGAAACAGUUGAGCUGUUGUGUGCAGCUAUUUGCAAGAUGUCUGUUGGCAUACUCCUGUAUAAGACAUUUGCUUGGUUGCAACCAGAUUUUCACUCAGUUUACUUUUUUGUGUGGGUGGCGUGUGUGUGCCAAUUUUGCGUGUGAGUGCUAACUUGUGUGCUUGCAUAAGUGUGUCUGUGUCAUGGAGUAUAGCUGGUGUUUGGUCUUUACAGACAAUCAGUAUAUGUAAUGUCUAAAGUAUUCCAUACUUUGUUUUCCUACUACAGUAUUAAUGAUCUUUAUAUAAGUGAUAGUAUGGCUGCCUUGCAUGCAUAACCACAAGAAUUCUAUCCCAUUCUUAGAACUCUGUGCAAAUGGAAAAAAUGAUCGAAGAAAAAUGUGGACUGAUAAGAUCUGACUUUACUUUGAUAUUCAAGAAAAAAUGCCCAUGGUAGGAUAUGUAUCUAGAGUGGGAUAGAGUGCAGAAAUAGUAUUAUAUCAGUUUCUGGUGAUGUUAAGAGAAGGCCAUGGAGACAAACUUGUAAACUCCAUAUCAUGAUUAAUAGCAAGAUUGCAUCAGGCAGUUGUUGUGACAACAGUUAUGUUGGUGACCUGUGUUUAUUGGAUCAGGUACAAAUGCCUGUCAUCACACUUUAGCAUGUGAAAGUGUGUCUUAUUUAACUGUGGCCUAUUGCUAUGAAAUGUGCUUUACGUAUUAUUAAGAAGUCUUUUGAAACAUAAGGUCAUCAAAACUAGAUGAACAGUAUUAGCUACAUGGUCUGAAACUCACUGCCAAGGUGAGAUGUCCCAUAAAAGACAUGAUUAAGGCUGUGAAAUCCAAUCAUGUUUCUUAACUAGUCAGGAUUUUAAACUUAGCUUGUAUUCCAUUGUUUUGUGAAAGAAGAUGCAACUUUUUAAAGGGGAGAUAUGACAUGAAUUCAUUAUGUUAUUCUAAUUGGCCAUUUUAGCUAGAAAAGUUGUGUGCACUUGUAUCACAGCCUUUUUAUUUUAUUAUUUUCCCGCUUUCAGAGAGUCCAAUAUUAGUAUGACAAUAAUGUGUUGACAAUACUGUGUGACAAGAACAGAUAGGUAGCCUGAUUUUCUUGCUUGCAUAUCAAAGCUGUACAUUUCAGGCAUUAAGGCUCUGUUGUUGUUUCUGUCCUCUAGUGAUCUAGUCAAUGUCUAAUCCGGGGCAACUCUAGACAAGGUUCAUUUUGCACAUUGCUUCUUCACUGACACUCAUCCUAAGCUGUAUUCUGCAUUAUUUUCAUUUGAUGUUUUGUUUGAUCUACAGGUAAGCUGCCUUUUCAGGAGACAGCCAAGAUUUGCGGAAGCAAUCAUUAAGAUAUUUAUGCAGAUUAAGUAGUUAGUCUCUAUACUCAGUUUUAACAUGUCCAGUAGGAACAUUUCCGUAACAUAAAUACAGGCUUCUACCAACAGAAGCCAUUUAAAAAUGGCCACACCUUCAACCUGAGAUGGUUUAGGUGUGAGUGAAAAUAGGUGUUAGAUGAUUGGUUAUUACCUGCUCAUGAGUAUGAUGUACAUGAAAAGAACAGGUAAACUAAUGUGCUCAAUGGAUCUUACAGUUCUCUCCAUAGAAAAUGGCUGCAGAACUGAAUUGAAUAUGUAUCUGAAUUUCUAAUUACUCCUUAGUGUAAUGGCAGCAAAUAAUUUUUUUUAGGAAAUCUGCUAACUUAGUGAAUAUGCAAGGACAAAAUUAUAUUCAGUCAUGCAUAGUUAACUUAGUAUGCUAAGAGGACCAUGCACUAUGCUGAAGGAAUUUUUACUGUCAUUUAGGUCCUUGAGUACUUGUUACAAAAUGGCCUUGCUGUGAGUGAUAAUUGUAAUUAUCAUUAAAAGCCUUAGUGAGAAACUGGAUGAAUCAUGAGAAAAUCCAGUUAUCUGAAAUAUGUAUAGGCAUUUUUUUUUUUAUACUAAUUCUUGUGCAUCUGUUCAGACCAGAUUUAAAGCUCAAGCCUUAGGUGUCACCAGGGCAGCAAUGGGACAUGUGUAUUGAAAAUGUUCCCAAAGCAGUAUUAUGUUCUUAUAUAGGUUCUGGCUGAUUAUGAUGAAAUCUACCUUGAUAACUACUUUGUCUUGUAAAGAGUUUUAAGCUACAUCAUCCAAGCAGUCUUACAAUAGUGCCUAGACAACUAAUAGAAAUGGACAGAAAUGUUUACAUGGGAUAAACUCAAAAGCAUGAGUAUUGGAGAUUUCCUCUUUGAUAAAGUGUUAUUGUGCAAGUUUCUCUGAAGCUCUGUUAUUCACCAUGGAGUCUUUUGAGCUGAACAGAUGAUAGAGUUGUUAAUCGUGUAGGUUAUUCAUGCAUCCUAACUGGAUGAGACUGAUAUAUUCAGGAUAAUUAUUUUAAUACCCAAGUGGUUGUUUGUGACAUCAGUGGCCUUUACUAGUCCAAUGUGUCACUGUCAUUACAUGGUUGUUGUUGAUGUGAUGAUUAUUGUGUCAGUUGUUGUUGAUAUUGUUUAUUAUUGUUGUGAUUUAUCAUCAGCAUUAUCAGAGUGAUUGUCAUUUCCUCCACUUUUUUCUCUUCAUCUUUUGCUUUCUCUUUAAGUGGUUGAUAAUGUGUAUGUGUAAUGGCUGUAUUAUGUUCCAGAUGAUAACAACUGAUGGUCAUGAUGAUAAUGAUGAUGAUAAUGCUGUUGAUGUUAUUCCUGCCAAAUUUAGAUCUGUUUAUCAAGAGCACCACGACUGAAACAUGUUGCUGUGUGCUGUUCCAUCCAUCCAUUGGACUUACAAUAGUAAUAUAUGCCUACUCUUUAUUUAUGUAUAAUUUGUAUCACAUUGUUUUCCUGCUUGCUGAUGUUUAAUCAUGCUUUUUGGUUUGUUGAUUAUUUCCAUUCUUAUGG